AUGCCCUCUUACGCACUCACAGAUCUUUACACCACUCCUUUUGCACCUCCACCCGCAUAUCAUCAACUCUCUCAUCUCCCUUCACGUCAACCCACAGAGACAGUGUCAGAAGGAGUGGAAGAUUUCGAGAUGGAACCAGAGGAAGUUAGGGUCAAACGUACUUAUCGCGCUUUGGCCACUGGUACAGAAAAGAUUUAUAUGGCUAUAGCCGCCUUUGAAGCCUUUGUCGUCUUCUGCAUAGCGUUCACUGUUUUCGGUUUAGUGGAGGCUACGAUCAAAGAACAAAAUUCAAAGACAAGGACAGUUCCUGUAUAUCUUGCCGUCUUCAUCUUUGCUCAGAUAUUUUCACUCCUUUACGUCUUUGAUGGAUUGAGAGGGAGGAAUAUAGUACAACUAUGCUUACAUCUCUUCUUCAACGUCUGUAUAUUAGUCUAUUCAAUCUUACAGAUACCGCAGACUAAAGACGCCCUCGACUCAGCACCACAAGACGCUUGUGGGUCAUAUCAAAGAUGCACAGGUCCACACUCGUUCUUCAACUUACUACGAAAACUCUUCAUUGUGACACCUAUCGUCCUGGGAUUAUCCACCAUUGCUUUUGCCGCUUUGAUCAGGAGAUUACAUGUUCAGUUCGGGUGGGCGGUGUUCCACCUCGUUGGAGCUUCACCGAGGAUGAAGAGGAUGCACAGAGAGUACCAGACGUUGAUCAGCUUGUUGAAAUUGUUGUUAUUCUUCGCUAUGGCCUUUUGCAUUGCCUACCUCAUCCUCGACACCAGAGGCAUACAUCGAAACACUCCUGAAUUCGUCUUGACUAUCAUAGCUUUACCUGUGGUACCCAUCUUGAUGCUGGCCUGUGGGUGGGCUUUGAGAGCGGAGAAUAAGCCGAUAAUGGGGUUGAGUUUGGGAGUCAUGAUUGUUGGUCUGGGAUAUUUCGUAUACAAACUAGCUUCUAUGUUCCUUCCUCGAACCUCGUGGUUGUACGUCAACACCCGGGUUACCUUGGCCAUGUUUUCAAUUUUCUCCAUCAUCAUCCUCAUCGUGACGUUUAUUUAUGGUUGUAUAUGUAUGAGUAACUUUGGUAAAGGUUUAGUUGAAGCGCAUCGCAAUCCCGAGAAUAGAACUUCAUUAUGGGGAUUACCUCAACAAAUUAAAUUCCAAGAAAAGAUGAAAGCUCAACAAGAAGGAACAGAAGGACCAAUGAUGAGUCCCAUGAUUAUUGAUUAG
Messenger RNA from Tremella mesenterica DSM 1558, 1221 nucleotides. RefSeq lists its product as uncharacterized. The record is from RefSeq and is a predicted model, not a curated record. Lineage: Eukaryota; Fungi; Basidiomycota; Tremellomycetes; Tremellales; Tremellaceae. The transcript has 14 exons. Gene Ontology annotation, cellular component: Golgi apparatus. The coding region runs from base 1 to 1221 and encodes 406 amino acids.